GCAACAUGUAUAACGGUCCAGAUCUGCCAGAGGCGAACCUCGAUCAUCAACACAGCAUUGAGCGAAUCUUGACCCAGGACGAAUCAUGCUGCCAACAACGCGCAUGAUACUACCCCAGGACACACCAACCCAGCUGUGGUAGACGCGACACCACAGUCGCAGGAUAGACAGUGAGGUGUUCUGUUUCUUGGAACAGUCGAAGCUGAUCUUGUUCAGGGAACAGCUCAUAGAUGUACGCGUCUUGGGUUUCAAUGUGGCCCAGAAUAUGGACCUACUCGCUUCGGGCCUGAUCGAAACCUCCAGGAGGCGGACUAGCCAUCGUCAGCCUCCAUCCGCGAGUGCAUGAGACGAACGCUGCAGCGUGGGGUCCUCUACCCAUCCCCCUUCUCCUCGACCACAGUCCCUGGCUGGUCACUCGCUGUCGUGCUCUGCGAGCUCUUUGCUUUCCUCGUCUCUUGUCCUGCGCCAGUCGCAUCUGCUUUCAACCAUCGCUGCCUGUCCUUGCUCUAACUACUGCUCUCUUCGCGUCUUCUGGAAAGAUGCAUUCUUCCCCACAUGCGGCGCACCAUCCUCCCUCUGGACGCCAUUUCUCUCCGCGCUCCUCACCCGCGCUCUUCUGGGACAGCCUAUACAUGGGCAACCCAAGCAGCAUAUAUGUGGAUCCUGAUGGCCAGGUGGUCACAUCUAGCGGUCCUGCUCCUCCAGCUUCACCCAACGCCGCUCCUCCCAACGCCGCUCCUCCCAACGCCGCUCCUCCCAACGCCGCUCCUCCCAACGCCGCUCCUAAUCCAUUUGCUGCCGUGGAUACUGCUACACAAGGCUCUAGCAGCGCGGUGCCUACCGAUGCCUCGAAGAACGUGCAGACUUCCUCGGGGGUACAGACUUCCCCAGUAGCAGCCACUACUGCUACUACCACGGAUGGCAUAUCUGCUACCCAGUCCUCUGCUACAGAUUCUAUGUCCCCCACGUCCCAAACGUCGGAUGUCAGUACGAUAGCCACCACCAGCGACGUUUCGACUCCGGCAUCUGUAGCAUCAACAACAUCUGUAACAUCUGUGGGAUCGACGACAUCUGUAGCAUCAACGAUGUCCUCAGCAUCGGCGACAAGCUCUGUUACCUCAGCACCAACCGCACCCUCAUCAAGCACUGCGUCAUCAUCGCCUUCAAACGAGUCCUCCAUAGGCGCGAGCCCCACCUCGCGAGUCAACUCCGCCUCCUCGUCAGAGACUGCCUCCCACCGCACGUCCGCCUACAUCGGCCUCGCCCUCGCCGCGAUCGCCGGGCUCGGGCUCGUCGUCGCCAUCCUCGCCUGGUGGCUACGCAUCCGCUCGCGCACGCGCCGCCGCAAGCUCAACACGACCACCGCCUGGCCGUGGGAUCACGACCGCCUCGGCGGCCCGCGCCAGAUGUCCCUCGAGGGCGGGCUCGGCAUCCACGGCUACCACGCGCACUCGCCCUCGCUCUUUGGAGGGGAGGGCGGGCCCGGGUUCCCCACUGGGCAUAUUCCGCACGAUCUGUCGCGCUUCCCGAGCCCGUUGCCCCCGCCUGCUGCGCACACGGCGCAGAUGGGAAGCCCGUAUGUGACGAUCCCGCUGCACGGCGCGCACCAGAGCGUGCCGGACCUUGCGCCGGACCUGGGGACUCUGCAGAUUACGAACCUCGUGCCGGGCGACCUCGCGCACGGAAGCGACUCCGGCCACCAGACCAGUGCCGCGCUCGGGGUGCAGCACACGUACUCGGCGGAGUAUGGCACGCCGUUCCUCCCGCACCGCCCGUGCUUCCUUGGAGUUGAGAACGGCGGGCUCGAGGUGCCCUGGGGGCCCCUGCGCGUGCGCCGCUCGGGCACCCGCGCCUCGGAGACUGCAUCCCAGUCACAUUCGGAGAAGCUGGAGCUGCCGCUGCCGUACCCGGGCGACAUCGCGAGCGCAGCGGACACAUGUCCUCCUGCGUCCGACGCGCGCCAGGGCAGCUGGGCGGUGUCCAUCAGGUCGAACAUCCUCCACGCAUUCAAUGCCGUCGUCGGCGCGAGGCCCUCCCAGGUGGCGGGCGACUGCUUCACGCCGGCACCGCAACGGCACAACCACCGCGGGUGGGGACGGACCUCCAGCUCUCCAUCGCGCGCGCUACCGGGCUUCAGUAGGACGUCUACCGACAAUGCGAGCAUCGCUCCUUAUGUCUGGACGCUUCAAGAUGCUGAGAACGGCGCUAGGAGCGUCGCUGUACCUGCGCAGGAUCCGUUUGCAGACAACGCGCAGAUCCCGCCCGUGUCACUUCCGGUGCCGCGCGAUCAUACAUCAGGGCUACUGUGUCCUUCUCAUCCGGACGAAUCCCUCACCAGGGCAAGCAGCAUGUACUCUACCGCCUCCGCAGACCCCUCCAUCCUGCGCAUCGGCGACGAGCCCCCACAGCUGCCCAGCAUCAACUCGCUCUCCGGAUCAAGCACUGACGUCCAGAUACCACCCGUCUCCGGCCGUACACCACAACCGCGCAAGAAGACGCGCCGGCAGCGCCGCCCGACGCUGCUCGCGCGCCAGUCGUCCUCGCAGCACUCCACGUCAUCGGCGGGCUCGGGCAUGUCGCGCACGUCGAGCGCGUGCUCGGAGCUCACGGACGGCGAGCGCUUCGCGAAGGAUGCGCUGCGCGCACGUCGGCGGCGCGUUAUGGAGAUGUCUGUGGGGCGCGUCAAGACGCGGCGCGCGCGGGGCAUGACGCGGUCCGGGAAGCACGGCAAGGCGUGA
Molecule: messenger RNA, 2738 nt
Organism: Trametes versicolor FP-101664 SS1
Lineage: Eukaryota; Fungi; Basidiomycota; Agaricomycetes; Polyporales; Polyporaceae
Exons: 2
Coding region: 540-2738 (732 amino acids)
Source: RefSeq, a predicted model, not a curated record